Molecule: messenger RNA, 1416 nt
Organism: Xyrauchen texanus (razorback sucker)
Lineage: Eukaryota; Metazoa; Chordata; Actinopteri; Cypriniformes; Catostomidae
Product: zona pellucida sperm-binding protein 4-like
Exons: 8
Coding region: 1-1401 (466 amino acids)
Biological process (GO): binding of sperm to zona pellucida; prevention of polyspermy
Cellular component (GO): egg coat
Molecular function (GO): structural constituent of egg coat; acrosin binding
Source: RefSeq, a predicted model, not a curated record
AUGUUGAUAAUUGAAGCAUUAAUUGCGUUUACGCUUAGUGUAUAUUUGAGCAAUGCUCAGGACCCUCAGUUUCCCUGGCAGAUGCCGAAAUAUCAGGCCGGUGGUUUAUCAUUUAUACCCGCUCUACCUCCACUGAAAGAACUCCCCCAGCAAGAGCUGUAUUACCCCCAGCAGGUGUUUCCUCCCGACAUGAGGGACCCUCAGGGGCUGUUGUCCUCCUCUGGGUCUCAGCGCUGUGUGGUGGAGCAGUUUGAGCGCAUUGAGUGUGGAGAGCCCGACAUUACCCCUGCUGAAUGCGAGGCCAUCAGCUGCUGUUAUGAUAGACGGAGCUGUUAUUAUGGCAAGGCAGUUACCCUGCAGUGCUCAAGUGAUGGGCAUUUUGUAUUGGUGGUUUCUCGAGAUGCCACACUGCCACGCAUCAGUCUAGACUCCAUCCAAAUGCUGGAGAAUGACCCCAGUGGACAAUGCGCUUCUGUUGCCAGUACUGCCAACUUUGCCAUCUAUCAGUUUCCUGUCAGCUCCUGUGGCACCAGAAUGAAGGAAGAAAGCGGAUAUGUUAUUUAUGAGAACAUGAUGUCAUCGGUGUACGAAGUGGGCAUUGGACCCCACGGAUCCAUCACAAGAGACAGUGCUUAUGAACUAAAAUUCCAGUGCAGGUAUUCAGGAACUGCAGUUGAGGCUCUUGUGGUUGAGGUAACUACGGUUCCCCCUCCUCCCCCUGUCUUGCAGAAAGGCCCUCUGAGAGUGGAGCUCAGACUUGCUAAUGGACAGUGCAGCACUAAAGGAUGUUCUGAUGAAGAUAUGUAUACCUCGUACUACUAUGAGACGGACUACCCUGUUACUAAAGGAUUGAGAGAACCGGUGUAUGUGGAGGUGCGGAUUCUGGAGCGUACGGACCCAAAUAUCGUCCUAGUCCUGGACCACUGCUGGGCUACAUCCUCCCAGGAACCCCUGAGCCUGCCCCAAUGGGACCUAGUAGUUAAUGGCUGCACUUAUAAGGAUGACCAUUACUUGACCACGAUGCUUCCUGUUGGAGAGUCAGGGCUUCAGUACCCAUCUCAUUAUAGACGCUUCGUCAUGAAGAUGUUCACCUUCGUAAACCAGUCGUCUCUUGUGCCUUUGCAGGAACCAGUCUUCAUUCACUGCUCUACUUCUGUUUGCCACCCCUCUGCCACUGAGUCCUGCGAGCCCAGCUGUGGCAGGACACGAAGAGCAAUCUCACAUAAACGGGAGGAUUUUGAGGAAGUUUUGGUUUCGAGUGGCAAGGUCAUUCUUCUCUCUGAUUUGCUAGUUUCUGAGAGUCUAUCGGAGAAAGAAGGUAAAAAUCCACCAUUUGUGAACACUUGUACAGUCUAUGUUCAACAAGCUGGCAUCUAUCUGAAAAUGUUUGACCUCUUCUAGUUCCACUGACAUUAC